GGUUUUACAACCAAUAAUAAAAUUCAAUGUUAGAAACAGGAUUUACACACAUUAUUUUAAAUAGUACACUACCAUUAUUUGGUAAAUUGAAAUGGUUCAGUAUUGAAAAUUUAACGAAUAUCAAUAAAUUGCACAAAUUAAAAACUAUACAUUCUCAUAAAUGUUUUAAUAAAACAAUUCAAAUGUUUGAUGAUUGUUGGAAUUAUAUAAGACAACUAUUUAUUGAAUAUUUAAUUCCAAUAGAAAAUAACAAUGAUCGAGUUAUUAUUGAAACAUUUGAACAAACUCAAAGAAAUGAAACAAUAAGAACUAUAAAUAAUGUAACCUAUUUGAAUUUUUUAAAUGCACUAUGUUUAACUGCAUGUUAUAGUCGAUAUCAAGAAAAUUUAGAACCGAUUAUAAAUGAUCGUGUUUUUUGUCCAUUCCCAUGUGUUAUACAAGAAGACUGUUCAUUUAAUGAAUGUAAAAAUUAUGGUAUAUUUACACAUGAAUAUGAAUGUCCUUGUGAUAAUUCAAGUAAAUGGGAUAGAGAUAGUAAUGAAUGCUUACCAGAUAGUAUAUACAAGAUAAGACAAACGAGAAAUUAUCCUGAUAUGUUAACGAAAGAAAAGAUUCGAAGGCAAAGAAGCCCGAGGAAUUGUGAGCCCUAUAGUAAAUGUAGUAAAAAUGGGACAUUAUUUUGUACAUUGGAUUCAAAUUAUGAGUAUACAAUAUGUGUGUGCAAACUUGAUUAUCACGGUAGUUAUUGCCAAGACAAAAUAAAUGCUUGUCUAUUUCGUAUUGAACAUCAUUUACAACCAAAUGGUGGAACAUUAAUUGCUGGUAAUACAGCAUGUAAUGUUAAUAGUUCAGGCAAUAAAUGUGUCGCAUUAAUAAGUGCUGAAGGUGACGCAUCAUAUCAAUGUCAAUGUAAUGAAACGCACUGGAUACCAGAUAUUGAAUUACCUUAUCCUAAUUGCUUACAAAAACAGACAAAGUGCGAUUCUAUUGUGUGUGUACAUGGAUUUUGUGUUUCAAAUAAUCAUACUGAUCAGGCUAAAUGUUUAUGCGAUCCUGGUUACGGUGGACCUGCUUGCGAAGAAUGGGUUGGUGUAUGGUCUGAAUGGUCAGAAUGGGGUCAGUGUCGACCAACCUGUGGAGAUAUACGUUACAGUUUACGCCAGAGAGAUUGUUUAUCAAUGAAAUUGGGGAAUAAAACAAAGCUAUGUUUAGGUCCACCCAUUGAAUAUGUUAAAUGUUCGGAACAUUCAUGUAUAUGAUUCCAUGUGAGGGCUUGUCUUGUGACGCAGUUCGGUGCUUUCCUCAAUGUGUGUCCUAUCCACUUCCAGCGCUUCUUCCUGAUUUCUUCCUCCACUGGGAUCUGGUUUGUUCUCUCCCAUAGUACGUUGUUGCUAAUAGUGUCCGGCCAGUGGAUCUGAAGUAUUUUGCGUAGACAACUGUUAAUAAACACCUGUAUUUUCUGGAUGAUGGCUUUCGUAGUUCUCCAGGUUUCUGCCCCAUACAGUAGAACUGUCUUGACAUUUGUAUUGAAAAUGCUGACCUUGGUGUUGGUUGACAGUUGCUUUGAGCUCCAGAUGUUCUUCAGUUGUAAAUAUGCUGCUCUUGCUUUGCCGAUCCACGCCUUCACAUCUGCAUCAGAUCCACCCUGUUCAUCAAUGAUGCUGCCCAAAUAUGUAAAGGUUUUUACAUCUUCCAAAUCUUCUCCGUCAAUUGUGAUUGGAUUGGUGCAUGCUGUGUUGUAUCGGAGAAUCCUGCUUUUCCGUUUUGUAUAUUGAGACCUACUGCUGCUGAGGCUGCUGCCACACUAUUCGUCUUCUCCUGCAUCUGUUGUUGUGUUUGGGAUAGAAGGGCCAGAUCGUCUG
Messenger RNA from Schistosoma intercalatum, 1862 nucleotides. The record is from the annotation of a GenBank genome assembly. Lineage: Eukaryota; Metazoa; Platyhelminthes; Trematoda; Strigeidida; Schistosomatidae.